Messenger RNA from Spinacia oleracea (spinach), 3798 nucleotides. RefSeq lists its product as uncharacterized. The transcript has a single exon. The record is from RefSeq and is a predicted model, not a curated record. NCBI's taxonomy places the organism in Eukaryota, Viridiplantae, Streptophyta, Magnoliopsida, Caryophyllales, Amaranthaceae. Gene Ontology annotation, molecular function: RNA-DNA hybrid ribonuclease activity; nucleic acid binding. The coding region runs from base 1 to 3798 and encodes 1265 amino acids.
AUGUUUGUUUAUGGAGAGCCUAGAGUGGAGGAAAGGGAGCAUGUCUGGUCUUUGCUUUCUUUUCUAUUAGACCACAACCCAAAUUGUAUCUUAAUUGGUGAUUUUAAUCAACUGGAAACCCUUGAAGAUAAAUUGGGAGGGAGUCCGAUGAUUAGGGGAACAAAUAGUUUUAUAGAUUGGAGAAUACGAAAUAACGUGUACGAGAUUCCUUUUUCGGGCCCACGUUACACAUGGACUAACAAAUGCCUAGGGGAAUCCCUUAUUUUGGAAAGACUAGACUGGGGUUAUGUCACGAGUUUAUGGUUUGAUGAGUUUCCGGAGGGGAGAAUUAGAAAUGAACCUAUCACGGUCUCUGACCACGCUGCAAUAUGUUAUGAAUCCUCGCCGUCUAUCUUGACUCGAAGGCGACCAUAUCAAAUAGAAAAUUGGUGUUUGAAGCUUACGGAAAUACAAGAUUUGGUCAAACGAUCUUGGGCCCCGUCAGGUCAGGGAUCUUGCAUGUUUCUGGUUUCGUCAAAUCUAAGGGUAAUAAGGAAUGGGCUACAAGAUUGGUGCCUGACCAAGAGGAAAUUAUGGGGUAUCAACUGGAAAGAAGCAAAUAAGGAGCUCCUCCAACAAGUGAAUGAUAAUAUGAACCUAGAUCAAGGAAAUAGAUAUGUCGAGAAAAUAAAUGAGUGGAUCCCCAUUUGUCGUCUACAAUUCGAAUACUGGCAACAACGAAUGAAGGAAAGGUGGAUAAAGGAGGGAGAUUGUAACUCGCAAAUCAUGUAUCGAACAGUUAAACAGAGGAAAUCAAGGAAUGAAAUCAUCACCCUCAAAAACGAACAUGAUGAAUGGAUAGAAGGUCAAUCUCAAGUUUCCAAGGUGAUCAUGAACUCAUUAGAAGAUAUUUUCAAUCCGCCAAAUGCAAAUCAACAAAGGGAGAACAUUGACCUGACUUUGAGACAAUUAGACCUCCCAAAGAUCACUGCGAGUUGCCUGGAGGAGCUUAAUAAGCCUUUUACCAUGAAGGAAAUUAGAGAUGCAAUGUUCCACAUCCAUGUUUCGAAGUCACCAGGACCUGAUGGCUUUAGUGCGGAAUUCUUCAAAACAUACUGGAAUACGGUUGGUGGUUUAGUAACUAAAAGUAUUACAAGAUUCUUUGAGACAGGAUAUCUCUUAAAAGAAUGGAACCAAUCUCUAUUGGUAAUGAUCCCGAAAAUUCCUAAUCCUGAAUUGGCCUCACAUUUUAGGCCAAUUAGCUUGUGCAAUACCAUUUACAAAUGCAUUUCAAAGUGUUUGGUGAAUAGGAUGAAAGGAGUCCUACCGGAAGUCAUCUCAAACUUCCAACACGCCUUUAUCCCAGGAAGGUACAUGGAGGAUAACAUCUUGCUCAGUCAUGAACUGAUCAACAUGGUCAAUACUAGGAAAUCAAAGCCCAUGGCGGUGGUGAAGUUAGACAUAUCGAAAGCGUAUGAUAGGGUGAAUUGGACCUUCCUACUCAAAGUUCUACAGGCUUAUGGUUUCCCUUCUAAGUGGGUUCAAAUGAUAUCACAAUGCAUUACCACAGUCUCAUACAAAGCUGUUAUCAACGGGAAAACAACGGACACCUUUGUUCCACAAUGCGGACUACGCCAAGGUGACCCUCUAUCACCAUACCUCUUUCUCUUUUGCAUGGAUAUUUUAUCACGAAUGAUGUCAUUGGCAGAGGAUAUUAAGUUAAUCAAAGGUCUGAAAGUAACAAGAAGAUCUCCAUCUAUCACCCACCUUUUCUUUGCGGAUGAUGCAAUGUUGUUCUUUAAAGCAAAUGUAGAAGCUUGUGAAAACAUUAUGGAAAUCUUAGAAAGGGUUGGGACCAUUUCAGGACAGAAACUAAACUUAAAUAAGUCAUAUGUUAAAUUCUCACCUUUCAUGAGGGAUGCGGAUAAAGAGUCUUUGAAGGCAAUCUUGUCUAUGCCUAGCACUAACAAAAUGGGGACUCACCUAGGGGUUCCUGUAGAUAUUCAGGGUAAGAAAUCUGUCCAUUUCCAAUUUUUGGUGGAUGUAAUUGCUAGGAAAAUUCUCUCAUGGGCAGGAUUGCACCUCUCCCCUCCUUCAAAGUUGAUCUUGAUCCAAACGGUUUUACUUAGUAUCUCUUCACAUGUUAUGAGGUGCCUAAAGGUUCCACUUUCUAUUGCUAACAAAAUUGAUUCCCUUAUAAGUAAGUUUUGGUGGGCUGGAGGGAAAGAGAGUGCGAUGCAUUGGGUGAAAAGGGACAUUACAAAUCGGCCAAAGUCAAUGGGAGGCCUCGGCAUUAGGUCUAGCCAACUCCUCAAUGACACCGUACUCUUCAAACAGGCCAUGAGAUUACACAACAACAAGCAACUGCUUGUUGCGAAAGUGAUUUUUAGCUCCCAUGGUUGCUGUGUUUGUGGGAAAGGGUUGAUUAGUAGUAUUGCUCCAAGGGGAUCCAUGGGGAAAAAAGGAUUUUACAGAGCUACUAGAAUCUUCAAGAUGGGUUUGGGGUGGAAGGUAGGGAGUGGAAAAGGUUUAAAAGCUUCCAAAGAAGCAUGGGUGAAUGGGAAAGUCCCAGAGGCAAGAUCUGAUCGAAGCUUAGCAGAAGUUAGGGGAUGGAAGGUUGAAGACUUUAUCAAUCAGGCUGAUAGGAAAUGGAAGAGUGAGGACGUACGACGAUGCUUUGUUUGGAAAGAUGCUAAACAAAUAUUGGGAAUGGAGCUACCAAAGGACCCGACUGAUGAUUUCUUAUAUUGGAUAAAUGACCCAAAAGGGAAGUUCACGGUUAAAUCGGGGUAUGCAUGGCUAGUUGAUAAGAAAAUGGAAGCAAAGGAUCGAUUGGUGGAGGAGGAUAUCAGUUUCCUUAAACUGAUUUGGAGAUUACCUAUCUUGCCUAAAUGGAAAACAUUUUUGUGGAAGCUCACUUAUAAUGGAAUAGCGGUGAAUGCGAAUUUGUUCCAUAGGGGGAUAGAAAUAUCUCCUGAGUGUGAUUACUGUGGACAUGGGGAGGAAGAUACACAACACCUUUUUAGAUAUUAUACUGUGGCAAGACUAGCCUGGAGUGUCAGUCAGCUACAGGUACAACUGGUAAUGGAUGAAUCCAUUGGCUUCAAAAAAUGGAUUCAGAAACAUAUCCUGCUCUUUUAUAGCAAGGAUGGAAAGGGAAGCUUGGCCUUGGCUUUUUUCGUGGCAAUGCUGUGGAGUCUUUGGACAACGAGAAAUGCAAGGGUGUUUAGGGGAAUAGGGGGCCAUACAAGAAUGGUACUCCAACAAGCUAACAUGGGAAUGCAACAAUUGGAAAUUUUUAAAAAACGCCCAUGCCAAAGCGAGGAGGAAGUUUCAAACCUUCCACAAAUUCCACCUGGUUUCUUACUAGUGCAAUUGGGGUUCUCGAAGACUAGUUUUGCUAACUUUGUUUUGCAGGUGGAUGGAUCGUGGGACAAGAAAACGAUGAAAUCAGGAUAUGGUUGGACUUAUAAUCAACAGGAUAACAGCCAGUGCCAAGAUGGAGGAGGAGAUUAUGGAUGUACAAAAUCGGCAAUACAAGCAGAAGCGCAAGCCUGUUUGCAAGGACUUAAGUGGCCCAAGAGAGAAAACAUUGAUAAGAUCAAGAUCCUAACCGACUGUGCGACCCUUAUAACCUGCUUACAGUCAAAGACAAGCCUAGAAAUCCAAAUCCAUUGGAUAACCGAAGAGAUAAAGAGAAUCGCUAAGGAGUUCAACAUAUGCACCAUCGUUAAAGCGGAUAGAACAGCCGUUCUGAGGGCUCACCAAAUAGCAAACUCAUGUAGGAAGGAUGGAAUAUCAUUCAGCACUCGUCUUUAG